This is a messenger RNA of Pocillopora verrucosa, 1665 nucleotides long. Lineage: Eukaryota; Metazoa; Cnidaria; Anthozoa; Scleractinia; Pocilloporidae. The record is from RefSeq and is a predicted model, not a curated record.
AUGGCGUGGUCAUCUUGGAGUGUCUGCAAAGAAUGUAACCAGAACCGGCAAAGAGUCGAAUUUAACUGCUCAAGAACUCGGGAAUCACGUGAAUGUAAGUGGUUUUGUCUUCCUGAAAUUAAUCCUGAGCUCAAGAAUCAGUCGGUUGCAUAUAAUUCAUCGCUUCACUUAAUUUGCUUUCUGAGCGCUUGCCCUACACUUAAGAUACACUGGACUAAGGAUGGGGUGAAUCUCGGUAACAACAACACUUACACGAUUCGUCAAGCAAGAUUGAAGCACUCUGGUCAAUACACAUGCAGCGCCAAAAACAGCGGAGGGAGCAAAAACUCAACUUUCUGGAUCGAAGUGGCGGGAGUCUCUCCCCAGAUCAUUGAGCCUCCGAAAAGCCAAUCUGUUACCGAAGAAUACCCUGUAAACCUUAGUUGCGUAGCCUCAGGUAUUCCAACACCAACCUUCGUCUGGACUUUUAAUAAUGGUGACCUGCCACCUGGUAUCAAUCAAACCGAUCACGAAGGAGAAUCAUUCGUAGUUUCGCCAAGUGUCACGAAAGGGAUGAAUGGGACUUACAAGUGUACAGCAAAAAACAAAGCAAACACAACCAGUUCCUCAGCAACUCUGCGUGUUUAUGGAAAAGCCUCUGCUCUAGUUUUUCCAGAGAAAUACAUAACACUCACAAAAGGAGAUACCCUCAAAUUGAUCUGCAUAGUCAACGAAGAAACAAUCAGCAUUAUGUGGAAAAAAGAUGGAGACCUAAUAACAGAAAAAGCAGUUAUAGAGACACGAUUAGAUGAGGAAAAUAGUAAACUUGAUAUUACUGAGGUUGUGGAAGAGGACAGUGGUGAAUAUUCUUGUGAAGCACGUAACAAGCUAAGAACUGUGGCUCGCUCUGUUGUGACAGUAAAUGUCAAAGGAAAUUCAGAAGCUCCUUCCAGCAGCUCACUGGAGUGGUACUACAUUGCGGGACCUUUGGCUGCUGUCGUUUUUCUACUGGCGUUCAUUUCAUACAUUAAAAAACGCCGUGCUACAGCCCCACCUGAGGUGCCACCUAGGCUGAAUGAAGGGGAAGAUGAAGUUGAGAUGGAUCAGCUGAACGCUAACACAGACGGAUGGGAGAUUGCAGUUGACCGCCUGAACCUUCGUGAGCAUAUUGGCAAAGGGGCAUUUGGUUCAGUGUGGCGAGCGCUACUGGGUCGUUCCCGUGGCAGACCUGGAAAUCGCACAGUUGCUGCGAAAUGCUACCUACCAAUCUCCGGAGAGAAAGGAAGGAAGGCCCUGCUGAGAGAGAUCGAGUUAUUAAAACUCUUUGGAAGGGAGGGCCAUGAAAAUGUUGUUAAGUUCAUUGGUUGUGUCACAGUUGGAGCUCAGCCAAUACUUAUCAUGGAGUACCUGUGGCGAGGUGACUUGCUGGGUUAUCUCAGAAAAUCCAGGGGGGUUUUCGACCAAUAUCAUCAUGGGGUCGGAGGGGUCGACCACUUGACAACAUAUGACAUGGUGCUGUUUGCUAAACAGAUCGCACAUGGUAUGACUUUCCUCGCGUCCAGAGGGAUAAUUCAUCGCGAUCUUGCAGCUCGUAACAUCCUUCUUGAUGAGCAUCGUGUCUGCAAGUUGACUGACUUUGGGCUCUCUUAUCAGGAUUUCAAAUACGGCCCAGGAAAUGCCAAGAAG